AUAAAUUUUUGUUUACCUAUGCCAUGGGCCCUUUUCAUGUUUAACUGUAAUUAUCUGCUAAUCAAAAUAGUUGUGCUUGGGGAGUUCUGCAUAGCAUAAAAUUAUAUUAAAAGUAGUAAUAUUACAAUGAGUGCGCGACGAAGGCGUCAAUUUUAUUUGGCAGAUGAAUACUAUGGUCGGAAAUAUGUUAAAAAGCCAAAGCGAAAAAUAAUUGAGAGCUCUAGCAGGUCCUGUGAACCAUCCAGUAGCUAUCAAGAAAGGGAUGCCGAUUCGGGGAACGAGCUAGAUGCAUCAGCUGGAAAAGCAAACCAAACUGUUUUUACCAAGGAGGGCAAUCAUUCAUACGAGACCGACAGUACUGCUGAAGGUACUGAUCAAGAAGCAUUUGAUUCUAUAUCGGAAGGAUCAGAAGAUGAGCAGUCCAGAUCGGAAAUGUUUGAAGAAUGUUUACCCAAGCUAUUUCCAUCGCUCAAUGAAAAACUUUUUACGACAAGGGCUGACUUAACAGUAGAUGACAUUUUGUUCAUGGUUCUGAACCAAUAUGUUCGACAUAAUUUAACGCAGACUGCUGUGGAAGACAUGUUAAAAAUGCUUAAUACUAUGUGCGGAACGAAGGUUCUUCCUGAAUGUUUCUCCGCAUUCAUUUCGCAUUUUCAAUGUGACCCGUACAACUCAUCCCGUAUAAUUUACUGUAGUGCAUGCCAAUAUGAUUAUGGACCAUCUACACAAGAAACGAAUAUCGCAUGCCCAGUAUGCGAGUCGAAGGAAAAAGAUUUUUUCAUUUCGAUCCCCGUGGAGCCUCAAAUACGAGACCUCGUAAUUCAAUACGAUUCUGAAAUUGAAAGAUAUAACCGGUAUGUUCAGGAGCACAAGAUUGCAGACGUUAUGUGCGGAAGAUAUGCUCAACAAAUUAUUAAGGAACAGUCACGGCAAUGUCUUACACUGAGUGCCAACACAGAUGGAGCAGCCACAUAUCGAUGCACGACCCAGAAACCGUUGUAUCCUGUGUUUGUUACAUUGAAUAAUCUUCCCCCGAAUUUGAGAUUUUCAAAGUAUAACCUGAUUCUUGGCGGUAUAUGGCUUUCGCAAGGAGAACCAAACACCAAUUUGUUAUUCAAAUAUCUAUGUUUGGAAUUACGACGAUUGCAAAAGGAUGGAAUUACUAUCGGUCUUAAGACAUAUACCGUUUUAUUGCUUCAAGUAAAUUUGGAUUCGGUGGCGCGUUGUAAGGUGCAAAAUAUGAAACAAUACAAUGGCUCACACGGUUGCACAUAUUGUCUCCAUCCCGGAGAAACGAAGGCCACAAAUUAUUCCAGGUGUUAUCCAUAUUUGCAAAAUGUUUCUAAGAGGGACGAUACUGAAACAAGGCAGUUAAUGGACAAAACAACAACUACUGGGGUUGAGGAGCUUGGAGUGAUGGGGAAAACAGUAUUCACUUUUCUGCUGUACAUGGACGUUAUUGCAUGCUUUCCUCCAGAUUAUAUGCACUCGGUCUUGCUCGGUGCAAUGAAGCAACUUUGGACUUUAUGGACUGAAAGCGAGCACCACAAGGAAUCAUUUUAUAUUGGAACUCACUUAAAGGACAUUGAGUCAAGAAUACUGAGUAUUCGACCACCAUCUGCAUUUCCCAGGUACCCACGACAACUUAGAGAAUACAAAAAAUACAAAGCAAAUGAAUGGGAGCCAAUACUCAUUCAUUACUUGUAUCCGGCGCUUGUUGGCAUCAUGCCCCAAAAAUAUAUGAAUCAUGUAAUGCUGCUAUCGUCUUCAAUUCAUCAGCUCUUGGAUCCUAAGUUAAACGAAGUGACCAUUUCUUCUUGUGAAAAGAAACUCAAUUUGUUCCUGCGACAGUUUGAAAAUUUAUAUGGCAAACACAACAUGUCGUAUAAUAUUCAUUUACUGAGUCAUUUGAUUGACGCAGUGCGGAAUUUUGGAGCUCUGUAUAAUUUUUCGCUAUUCCCGUACGAAGCAGGUAUAUAUUGGUAUUACAUGUUCAUCAGAUAAUCACUAAUAAUUUUUUUUUAUUCUAGGAAACGGUAUGCUUCAAGGUUUUCGUUCUGGUACCAAGAAACCAUUGUUACAAAUCGAACGAAAAUUUUAUAUGAACAAGCUUUGUCAAUCAGCCAAUCAUAAUGUCAACACUCGUGUUGAAAACUGGGCUCGUGCCAUAUGGUUAAAACACCCGAUUGUAGCUCGAUUCGAUCCGAAGAUGUUAUAUAUUUUGAAGGAGAGCCUGCAGUUCGAUACAGAUGUAAUUGUAAGGUCUUUCAGCGCCCAUAGUAAAACUCAUAUUGAAGGCUUAAAUUUAUGUAAUAGAACAGCAUGCAAGACGUAUCAGUAUGACGAUUCUUGGAUUUACAUGAACGGUAACUUUUUUAAUAUUCAGGAAAUUCUAUGUGAUCAGGAUAAUUGUACGUACAUUGUUGGUCAGCAGAUGAAAUGCAAGCCAAUAUUUGAUAACAUUUUUUCUUACGUGCCGACUGAUAAUUUCAAAGUUAUGAGAAUUAACAAUUCGAUUCAACAAUGCGUCAGCAUGAACAUACAAACCGUCGAUGGAAUAAUGCAUUUCAUAUCGAAAUGUAAAAUCCGCACUCAGGUUGAUUGAACAAUGUAGGUUUGAAACUGUUUGUAAUGUAGUAAUAUUAAAAAGUAAUAAAGCAUAAGUUUUGUAUGUAGCAAAAUAUUUUUUCCUUGUAUGACUUCAAAUGAGUUGUUUUUUAUGUAAGAAAUUCCUCAAGAAAAUCUAAAUGAUUCAGUUAUAUGUUACUAGCUGUACCCGGCAAACUUUGUCUUGCCUACUGCGUUUUUUGACGUUUUAAGUUUCUAGCCAAGACCAAAUCCCCGGUCAAAAUGUAUGAAAGAUCGAUUUUCAAAAACUCUCAUUUUUUCUAUGUUUUAUGCCUCAUAAACCUUUCUUAGGUGUAAACUAACAGAGCAAAACUAAGACGACCAAAAUCGGACCUUCCGUUUGCAAGUUAUGCGCGGUCCCACGUAUGCCACUGCAUUUAUAUAUAUA
Aedes albopictus (Asian tiger mosquito) is the source of this 3016-nucleotide messenger RNA. RefSeq lists its product as uncharacterized. The transcript is spliced from 4 exons. The record is from RefSeq and is a predicted model, not a curated record. The coding region runs from base 127 to 2004 and encodes 625 amino acids. NCBI's taxonomy places the organism in Eukaryota, Metazoa, Arthropoda, Insecta, Diptera, Culicidae.